AUGCAGCCAUCAGCCCCAGCCUCCCCUACUACCACUACUACUACUACCUCCUGGCUCCAAAGUGCCCUCGCCUCAAUUGGAUCCAUUUUCCAAACUUCCUCCAAGGAAGAUGAGUCUGAAACCGAUGCGAUUUCCGGAUGGGUUGGGACGAGAAGGCGACGCUGUCGAUCUGUCGGUGAGGCUCGUUGA
Molecule: messenger RNA, 189 nt
Organism: Penicillium samsonianum
Lineage: Eukaryota; Fungi; Ascomycota; Eurotiomycetes; Eurotiales; Aspergillaceae
Exons: 1
Coding region: 1-189 (62 amino acids)
Source: RefSeq, a predicted model, not a curated record